Molecule: messenger RNA, 1676 nt
Organism: Culex pipiens pallens (northern house mosquito)
Lineage: Eukaryota; Metazoa; Arthropoda; Insecta; Diptera; Culicidae
Product: CAAX prenyl protease 1 homolog
Exons: 2
Coding region: 107-1462 (451 amino acids)
Biological process (GO): CAAX-box protein processing
Cellular component (GO): endoplasmic reticulum membrane
Molecular function (GO): metalloendopeptidase activity
Source: RefSeq, a predicted model, not a curated record
UGCAAAGCAAAGCCGCUUCUCUUACGUGUGCCAUUCAUUCCUCGUAAAAAUUUGGUUGCGAUCUUGUUUUAAAGAUUUUCCUAGCAGAUUGUUACAAAUUUGCACCAUGCUGGAGGGCCUGCAGGCGAGUGAGCUGACGCUCUACUCGAUUUUGAUUUUCCUGUUUUUGGAAAAUCUGGUCAAUCUGUACCUGACCCGGCGGCAGAUUUUCGUGUACGAAACGAGCAAGGACAUUCCGGCGGAGCUGCGCGAUGUGAUGAAGAAGGAAACGUUCGAGAAGGCCCGCCUGUACGGGCUGGACAAGGCCAAUUACGAGGUGUUCAAGCUGCUUGUGUGCGACAUUGCCAUUUCUUCGAUCGAGCUUUAUACUGGAUUUGUGGCCAUGGUUUGGAUGCGGGCUAUGGAGGUGACUGCUAGAGUUGGGUUGGACAACGGAAGCGAGAUCCAGGUCAGCAUCGUGUUUUUGCUGCUGAUCAACAUCAUCGGGACGUUUAAGGAUAUGCCGUUCAAGAUCUACUCGACGUUCGUGCUCGAGGAGAAGCACGGCUUCAACAAGCAGACUCCGGCGUUCUUCAUCAAGGACCAGAUCAAGUCGUUCCUGGUUGGGCAGAUGCUGUCGAUUCCGAUUGUGGCGGCGAUCGUGUACAUUGUGCAGAUCGGUGGCAACUACUUCUUCGUCUGGCUGUGGGCAUUUGUCGGCGUUGUUUCGCUUGUCCUCAUGAUGGUCUAUCCGGUUUACAUUGCUCCACUGUUUGACAAGUUCCGUGCGCUGGAGGACGGCGAACUCAAGAGCAGUAUCGAGCAGCUUGCGGCUUCGUUGAAGUUCCCGCUGGGCAAACUUUUCGUCGUGGAAGGUUCCAAGCGAUCGGCACACAGCAACGCGUACUUCACCGGUUUGUUUGGAGCUAAGCGAAUCGUCCUGUUCGACACGCUCCUGCUGAACAAAGGCCUGCCUGAUGAUUCGACCCUGACCGACGACGAGAAAGGAAAGGGCUGCGAAAACAAGGAAGUUCUGGCCGUCCUCGCCCACGAACUUGGCCACUGGAAGCUCGGCCACAUCCGGAAGAACAUCAUCAUCAUGCAGGUGCAAAUGUUCCUCAUCUUCAUGGCCUUCUCGCAGCUCUUCAAGUAUUCCCCACUCUACCAAGCCGUCGGAUUCCCGCCCAACGUUCAACCCAUCCUGAUCGGUUUCCUCGUGAUCGUCAUGUAUGUCCUCGCGCCGUACAACACCGUCAUUUCGUUCGCCAUGACCAUCCUAUCGCGUCGCUUUGAGUACCAAGCGGAUGAGUUCGCCAACAGCCUGGGUUAUUCGAAGGAACUGGGCAAGGCCCUCGUCAAGCUGCACAUCGACAAUCUGGGUUUCCCCAUCUACGACUGGAUGUACUCGGCCUGGAACCAUUCCCAUCCGACGCUGCUGCAGCGGCUGGAACGCUUGAAAAGACUCCAGAAGAAGGAGAAAUAAGCGGCGAGAGUAAGAUUGGAGUGCAAGUGGGAUCUAGUCUCGGGGCUGGUCGGAAGCGGGGCGUGAGCGUUGAGAGCAACUUACAAACAGAAUUGUCACAAAUAUUGAAUAAUCUACAGUAAUUCAUUUUUAACUAUCAGAACUGGAUAGCUUAAGAUUAAGCCUAGUUGUAGUAAUAAAGCAUGCUGUCAUCAUUCUGCUAUUUAUCAUUAAA